UACUAAUAAAGCAAACACCCAUACAUUUUCUAUAGCUUCAACGCACCGUCCCGAGACAGUUCAUGAUGGUGGACCUGUUCGUCGAUCGGGUCCUGGUGAAGAAUAACAGAGACCAGGAUGAGCUGGACACUGAACAUGAGAUUGCCAUUCGCCUGCAGAACCGCAUCCUGAUGCUUUUCUUUGCUUCUACUGCAUGUGACAGAUGUCGACAGUUUGCACCCAAACUCAGUGACUUCUUCACACGCUUGACAGAUGAGUUCUAUGUGGAUCGCUCUGCUCAGCUGGUCCUCCUGUACAUCAGUUUGGACCAAUCGGAAGAACUUCAGUCGGACUUCCUCAAACAGCUGCCCAAAAAGUGCCUGUUCCUCGCCUAUGAGGACCCCUACAGGAGGGAGCUGGAGGAAAUGUUUAACAUCAAGGAGCUUCCCACAGUAGUGGUCCUACGUCCCAAUUGCUCUGUCCUCACCCCAAACGCAGUAGAUGAGAUCAUCCGCCUCGGUCCGGCCUGCUACCGCAACUGGCAGGAAGCGGCAGAGCUCAUCGACAGGAACUUCAUGAUCACUGAGGACUUUCAAGAGAAGUCCAUAUGUAGCUUCACUGACCCCGUGAGAAGACACAAGUACAAGGUGGAGGACGAGAAGAAAAGGAACAAGAAAAAAAUGCCGGGUGUAGUUGGAGAUCAUGCAAAUGUGGAUGGACAGGGAGGAUGGUCACCAUGGUGAUGAGGACAAUACCAACAAAAUAUUGAGUGAGAAUAUUUCUGAAAAGCUGCCGCUUUUGUCAGAUUUAUGGUCUUUCAGAAGGAUGAUAGAAAAAAUAAACUUUGAGUCUAUCAUUCUACAAUUUAUUGUAGUCAGCCACAGUAUUACCAUCAGAUCAGCUGAUGUCUUUUCGGAGAAAUUGGUCAAGACCAAGUUUGCAUUAUGGACAAUAAUUUCCCUGUAUGCCCUGAUGCAUCAUUAUAAUUGUCGACAAAUGGACACAAAACUGUGUCGCGUGCAGUGUGUAAUUUGAGAUAAAAUUGCAUUGAAUUCUUUCACUGGCGAAAUGGAUUGUUUCCGGUGUAGCGUAAUUAAAAAUAAAGACAUUCUGGCUAUAUUG
Molecule: messenger RNA, 1101 nt
Organism: Hippocampus comes (tiger tail seahorse)
Lineage: Eukaryota; Metazoa; Chordata; Actinopteri; Syngnathiformes; Syngnathidae
Gene: nxnl1
Product: nucleoredoxin like 1
Exons: 3
Coding region: 63-722 (219 amino acids)
Biological process (GO): photoreceptor cell maintenance
Cellular component (GO): mitochondrion
Source: RefSeq, a predicted model, not a curated record